Messenger RNA from Podarcis raffonei (Aeolian wall lizard), 2664 nucleotides. It is a transcript of the gene DDX49, whose product is annotated as DEAD-box helicase 49. The coding region runs from base 55 to 1488 and encodes 477 amino acids. The record is from RefSeq and is a predicted model, not a curated record. Lineage: Eukaryota; Metazoa; Chordata; Lepidosauria; Squamata; Lacertidae. The transcript has 13 exons. Gene Ontology annotation, molecular function: ATP binding; nucleic acid binding; RNA helicase activity.
GGAUCGCUUCCCUUCCUUUCGCUCUUUCCUCCUGAGCGGCGAGGGGCUCCGGCCAUGUCCGGCUUCCGCGCGCUGGGCCUGUCGCCCUGGCUGGUGUCGCAGGCGGAGCAGCUGGGCCUGUCGAGGCCCGCGCCGGUGCAGGAGGCCUGCAUCCCGCCCGCCCUGCAAGGCCGUGACUGCAUGGGCUGUGCCCAGACUGGCAGCGGCAAGACGGCCGCCUUUGUGCUGCCCAUCCUGCAGAAGCUCUCUGAAGAUCCAUAUGGCAUCUUCUGCCUGGUGCUGACGCCCACGAGGGAACUGGCCCACCAGAUUGCCGAGCAGUUCCGGGUCUUGGGGAAGCCGCUGGGCCUAAAGGACUGCAUCAUCGUUGGUGGGAUGGAUAUGGUUGCUCAAGCCCUAGAGCUGUCCCGUAAGCCCCACGUCGUCAUCGCCACCCCGGGUCGGCUGGCCGACCACCUGCGAAGUUCCAACACCUUCAGCCUUCAAAAGAUCAAGUUCUUGGUCCUGGAUGAAGCUGACCGGCUGCUGGAGCAGGGCUGCACUGACUUCACCAAAGACCUGGAAGUCAUCUUGGCAGCAGUCCCAGCCAGCAGGCAGACAAUGCUCUUCAGUGCCACUCUGACCGACACCCUGAACGAACUCAAGCAGAUCGCCAUGAACAAGCCCUUCUUCUGGGAGUCCAAAUCCGAAGUCCGGACAGUGGAGCAGCUGGACCAGCGUUACCUGCUGGUGCCUGAGAAGGUGAAGGACGCCUACCUGGUCCACCUGGUCCAGACAUUCCAGGACGAGCAUGAAGACUGGUCCAUCAUCAUCUUCACCAACACGUGCAAGAACUGCCAAAUCCUGAAUAUGAUGCUCAGGAGGUUCAACUUCCCUUCGGUGGCUCUGCACUCCAUGAUGAAGCAGAAGCAGCGCUUUGCAGCCCUGGCCAAGUUCAAAUCCAGCGUCUUUAAGAUUCUCAUCGCUACAGAUGUGGCCGCCAGGGGCCUCGACAUCCCCACAGUCCAAGUGGUCAUCAACCACAACACGCCGGGGCUCCCCAAAAUCUACAUCCACCGGGUAGGCCGAACUGCCCGGGCAGGCCGAAGCGGCAUCGCCAUCACGCUGGUGACGCAGUAUGACAUCCACCUGGUCCACGCCAUCGAGGAGCAGAUCAAGCUGAAGCUUCAGGAGUUCUCUGUGGAGGAGCACAGCGUACUGAACAUCCUUACCCAAGUGAACGUUGUGCGGCGGGAAUGUGAGAUUAGAUUGGAGGCGACCGAUUUUGAUGAGAAGAAGGAAAUAAACAAACGGAAACAGAUGAUCCUAGAAGGAAAGGACCCAGACCUGGAAGCACAGCGAAAGGCUGAGCUGGCAAAGAUCAAGAAGAAGAAUGUUGAGUUUCGGAGCAAAGUCCAGCAGGUCCUGGAAGACAAGAAGCAGGUUGUCCUCCAUCGGAAGCUACGGAAGAAGCGGCAGCGGCGGAAGCAGACGGCGGCAGAGAAGUGAGGCUGCCGACCCCCCACCCUGCAGGGCUCUUGUGCCUCCCGUCUGGUGUGGGGAAGAAGUGGCGCGGUCCCACCUCUGCCCACCAGGGCUGGCCCCAGGCUGAGAAGGGCACCCCAGAGCCAAGAUGGUCUCCAUCAAAAGUCAUUUCUGGGGGCAGAAGGGGGGGGCUGCAGACAGGACAGGAGGAUGCUGGGAAUCCAGUUUUAUUGAAAUUUUCCAUGAUACAAUAAAAAGAACGGACUAAUCUACAAAGUCUAAUAACAAGAGAGAAAUUGGAAGAAAAGAAAGGAGACAGGAAACUACAAAGCCCUCUCUCGCUGCUGUAUCUUAACUUUUAUCCCAUACAGAGAAAGGUGAGCCUUCCCAACUCUCACCUGGGAGUCUCCCUCUCUCUCCAAGCCUCUCACCCUGGGAGAUCGCUGGGAAUCCAGUUUCCCAGGAAAUCUGAAUACGGAACAGGGCACCUUAUCUUCAUCAGUUUACCAUGGUUACUCUCGUGCCUGUACAGGAGUAUCUCUUGUUCCACACAGUUGCUUUUGACCCCUCAAGAUAGUCUGAUUUCAAACUGGUCCCUUCAUUACAGGAUCACCUACAAACGAAUUCCUUAGUUACAGGACCACCUUCAUUGUCUCCUCGAUGUUUCUACUCUCUUCUCGUACCCACACUCUGCUGACAGAUGCCGAAAACAGUUGCCCCACCCAGCUUUUCCUGGGUCCUUUGUGGUUUGGAUCCUUAGGACUGCAGCGAUGGAAGGUCUCUCAGCCCCAGAAAUCCAGCUGUUGGGAAAACAGGGUGCCUCCUCUAAAUUAUAAGCCACGGGGAGGAGGAAAUAUCAGCGUUUCUGUCUCAUUUGGGGUGGCUGCACCUCCGCUUGGGAGUUGGGCUGUUAAGAUCUUCAGGAAGAGAAGCUGAAACCUGCCAACAGUGUGUUCAUUUGCAAACUCUCGGCACAUUCUCAGGGUUCUCGUCCCAUGACGAAGAAGUCGGGAACAGAAGAGACUGGCCAAAAUGAAAAUUUGUGAGAUACCGACUCUCCUCCUGCUGCAGAGUCUUUGCCCUGCGUGGCUGGAGGGCGGCAGGUUGGAAAGGCUGCUCUCUAACCCUGACAACUAAGACCAGUAACCCCCAAACUCUCUGUCAAUAAAUACAAAUUCCGGCGAGUCCAGCCUACCCAAA